AUGCUUUCCGCGCUCGGCGCAAGCUCCAAAACCGUGCUGCGCGCGGACGUGCAGCCAUGUGCGCCAUGCCACGCGCACCGCCUCGAAGUCGCGCACCACCUCUCAGCGACCGCGCUACUCUCGCAUUCCGCAGUCCCGCAAGCGCACCAGCUGCGCGCGCUCAGAUCAUCCGCGCUCUUUCCUUGCCCCGGGGGCCGCGCGGACAGGGGGCGCAAGUCCGCGGUUGUUCGUGUGAGCGCCGAAGCGGAGACUCCGCAGAGCGAGCGGCUCCAAUUGAACGGCUCGGUGCUGCGCGCGGACCCGCUGUGGUCGGUGGUGACGGAGCAGGUGGCGAUUGGCGGGAGCGUCACGACGGCGGGCGCGGAGGAUGUGCGCACACUGCAGACGCAGUUCGGCAUGACGGCCGUCGUUAACGUUGAGGAGGAGAGCGCAAUGAAGGCGCGCGGCAGCAGCUGGGACGAGGAGCGACGACGGCUGGAGGAGCAAGGCGUGGUGGCCGUGUGGGUGCCCGUGAAGGAGCACGACGCCACGGAACAGGCGCUGAUGCUGCCGCAGGUGGUGCGGGUGGUGGCGGCGCUGGUGGCGGCGGGGCACACGGUGCUGCUGCAGUGCUCGGCGGGCGACCGCAUCUCGCCGCUCAUCGCCAUCGGUUAUCUCAUGUUCGUGCGCGCCAUGCCCGCGGACGCCGCCUCGGCGCUGGUGGCGGAGAGGCGCGCCGGCAUCAGCCCGCCCAUGGGCGUGCUCACGGAGGCGAUGGAGAAGGUGUUGGCGGGGGCGACGGCGCGAGUGAUAGAGAUCGCGGAGAGCAUCUACCGCCAGCGCGUGCGCACGGGGCAGCCAGGCGACUCCAACUCCGACUGGGUGCAAGCCCAGCGCGCGUACAUCAACGAAGCCUUUGCGAAAUGGCUCGCUGCUGACGUCAGCUUCGCAGAGUCUAUCGCCCAGGCGGCGGAGCGCAAGGCGAGGGAGCAGCAAGCAGCAGAGGAGGCGGAGCGGAGGGCUGCUGGUCCCGCCAAGCGCCUGCUGACGCCCAUCCGCUGGAGCGACUCCGCCAAGGCCCCCGCGCCCGCGCAGUCCGCCCCCCCCGCGGCGGGCGCGGGGAGCAGCGAGGUACUGGCGGCGGCGAACCGGCGCGUGGCGGCGCUGAGCAAGGAGCUGGAGGGGGUGACGCGCGUGGCGGACGAGCAGGCGGCGACGCUUCAGCGCGCGGGGCAGCAGGUGGCGGAGCUGACGGGGCAGGUGGAGGCGCUUCAGCGCAAGGAGCGGCUGUACACGGAGGCGCUGGCGCAGGCGAAUGAGCGUAUGGAGCUGCUGGGGGAGCGCAUGCGCGCUGUGGAGGCGGAGGGGCGCGCGGAGAAGGAGCGCCUGGAGGGCGAGGUGAGCUCGCUGCGCGCGCGCGUGGAGGCGGACGAGCAGCGCGGCGGGCGCGCGGCGACGGUGAUCCAGGGGCUGCGCAUGGAGCUGCAGGCCGCGAAGGAGGAGGUUAAGGAGCAGUGGGCGGCGGUGGCGCGCGCGGAGAAGAGCAUUGACGCGCUCACCGCGCGCGUUAAGGAGGAGGAGCAGCGCGCGCAGCGCGCGGAGGCGGCGGCGCUGGCAGCGGAGGAGGACAAGCGGCGCGCGCUGCGGGAGCUGGAGGGGGCGAAGGGCGAGAGCGUGAGCGAGUCGGCGGAGGCGCGCGAGCGCAUGGCGGCGCUAAGCGCGCAGGUGAAGCAGCUGAGCGAGCGGCUAAAGGCGGCGACGGGCGUGGCGGAGAAGGCGACGGGGCGCGCGGACGUGCUGGAGAAGCAGGUCGCGCAGCUGGAGGCGCGCGCGCGCAAGGCGGAGGAGCAGGAGGCGGUAUCCGCGCGCGCAGCGGCGCUGCUGACGGAGCAAGUAAAGACCCUGGAGGGCAGCGCGGCGGAGGCGGGCGCGCGCGUGGGGCAGCUGAGCGCGGAGCUGGAGCGGCUGCGGCUGCGCGAGGCGGAGCGCGCGGCGGAGGGCGUGGCGAGCGGGGAGCGCGCGAAGCAGCUGAUGGCGCUGGUGAAGGAGCUGUCGGAGAAGGAGGCGCGGCAGCGCGCGCGCACAGAGCACGUGGAGGCGCAGCUAGCAGAGCUGCGCAACCAGGACUCAGAGCUAGCGUCGCGGGCUGCGGUGUUCUCGGCCCAGAUGGAGGAGAUGGCCCGCCAGCUGGCGCGGCUGAACGCGGAGCUGGCGUUUGCGGAGGGGCGGGAGGGAGAGGUGCAGGAGGCGUGGCGCGCGCAGCUGGGCGCAGCGAGCGACGUGAUGGGCGCCAUGGGGCCGGAGGCAGCAGCGCUGGCGGCAGAGAGAGGCGUGGAGAUGGAGAUGGAGCAGGCUGAGGGGCAACCGGGCGAGCUGCUCAGGCAAGUGCCCACCACGCCUGUUCACAGGGGUGCUGGCGGCUGGUGCUGUGCUGCCCUCACCUCUCAUCCCUCACCUCUCACCUCUCAUCCCUCACCUCUCAUCCCUCACCUCUCAUCCCUCACCUCUCAUCCCUCACCUCUCAUCCCUCACCUCUCAUCCCUCACCUCUCAUCCCUCACCUCUCACCUCUCAUCCCUCACCUCUCAUCCCUCACCUCUCAUCCCUCACCUCUCACCUCUCAUCCCUCACCUCUCAUCCCUCACCUCUCAUCCCUCACCUCUCAUCCCUCACCUCUCAUCCCUCACCUCUCAUCCCUCACCUCUCAUCCCUCAUCCCUCACCUCUCAUCCCUCGCCUCUCAUCCCUCGCCUCUCAUCCCUCGCCUCUCAUCCCUCGCCUCUAACCUCUCAUCCCUCGCCUCUCACCUCUCAUCCCUCGCCUCUCACCUCUCAUCCCUCACCUCUCAUCCCUCACCUCUCAUCCCUCACCUCUCAUCCCUCACCUCUCAUCCCUCACCUCUCACCUCUCAUCCCUCACCUCUCAUCCCUCACCUCUCAUCCCUCACCUCUCAUCCCUCACCUCUCAUCCCUCACCUCUCAUCCCUCACCUCUCAUCCCUCACCUCUCAUCCCUCACCUCUCAUCCCUCACCUCUCAUCCCUCACCUCUCAUCCCUCACCUCUCAUCCCUCACCUCUCAUCCCUCACCUCUCAUCCCUCAUCCCUCACCUCUCAUCCCUCACCUCUCAUCCCUCACCUCUCAUCCCUCACCUCUCACCUCUCAUCUCUCACCUCUCAUCUCUCACCUCUCAUCCCUCACCUCUCAUCCCUCACCUCUCAUCCCUCACCUCUCAUCCCUCACCUCUCAUCCCUCAUCCCUCACCUCUCAUCCCUCACCUCUCAUCCCUCACCUCUCACCUCUCACCUCUCAUCCCUCACCUCUCAUCCCUCACCUCUCAUCCCUCACCUCUCAUCCCUCAUCCCUCACCUCUCAUCCCUCACCUCUCAUCCCUCGCCUCUCAUCCCUCGCCUCUCAUCCCUCGCCUCUCAUCCCUCGCCUCUCAUCCCUCGCCUCUCAUCCCUCGCCUCUCAUCCCUCGCCUCUCAUCCCUCGCCUCUCACCUCUCAUCCCUCGCCUCUCAUCCCUCGCCUCUCAUCCCUCGCCUCUCAUCCCUCGCCUCUCAUCCCUCGCCUCUCAUCCCUCGCCUCUCACCUCUCAUCCCUCGCCUCUCACCUCUCAUCCCUCACCUCUCAUCCCUCACCUCACCUCUCAUCCCUCACCUCUCACCUCUCAUCCCUCACCUCUCACCUCUCAUCCCUCACCUCUCACUUCUCAUCCCUCACCUCUCAUCCCUCACCCCUCACCUCUCAUCCCUCACCUCUCAUCCCUCAUCCCUCACCUCUCAUCCCUCACCUCUCAUCCCUCGCCUCUCAUCCCUCACCUCUCAUCCCUCGCCUCUCAUCCCUCGCCUCUCAUCCCUCACCUCUCAUCCCUCGCCUCUCAUCCCUCACCUCUCAUCCCUCACCUCUCAUCCCUCACCUCUCAUCCCUCACCUCUCAUCCCUCGCCUCUCAUCCCUCACCUCUCAUCCCUCACCUCUCAUCCCUCAUCCCUCACCUCUCAUCCCUCACCUCUCAUCCCUCACCUCUCAUCCCUCACCUCUCAUCCCUCACCUCUCAUCCCUCACCUCUCAUCCCUCACCUCUCAUCCCUCACCUCUCAUCCCUCACCUCUCAUCCCUCACCUCUCAUCCCUCACCUCUCAUCCCUCACCUAUCAUCCCUCACCUCUCAUCCCUCACCUCUCAUCCCUCACCUCUCACCUCUCAUCCCUCACCUCUCAUCCCUCACCUCUCAUCCCUCACCUCUCAUCCCUCACCUCUCAUCCCUCACCUCUCAUCCCUCACCUCUCAUCCCUCACCUCUCAUCCCUCACCUCUCACCUCUCAUCCCUCACCUCUCAUCCCUCACCUCUCAUCCCUCACCUCUCAUCCCUCACCUCUCAUCCCUCACCUCUCAUCCCUCACCUCUCAUCCCUCACCUCUCAUCCCUCACCUCUCAUCCCUCACCUCUCAUCCCUCACCUCUCAUCCCUCACCUCUCAUCCCUCACCUCUCAUCCCUCACCUCUCAUCCCUCACCUCUCGCCUCUCAUCCCUCACCUCUCGCCUCUCAUCCCUCACCUCUCACCUCUCAUAUCUCAUCGCGGCGGCGGUGAGGGAGCGCAGUGCACGGCUGAUAGAGGAGACCCACCACAUGCGCCAGCAGCUCGACCAAGCACGCACCCAGGUGCAGGAGGUGGGGGCAGCACAGGGCGAGGAGGGGGCAGCAGCGCGGCUGAGGGAGUACGUGGAGGCAGCAGAGGCGAUGGCGGUGGAGCAGAAGCAGAAGCUAGUGGACCGCGUGCACUCACUGCAGUGGCUGCUGGGCGCCACCAUCGCCCUCGCUGUCAUCAUCCCUGCCACUGCCUUCUAUUCCUUUUUCACAGACGACUCACACGCCAUCCAGGUGGAGAUGCUGAGGUCACGCCUGGCAGCAGCAACGAGCGGGCGGCAGGAGCUGGAGAGUGCAGCAGUCAAGGCGGAGGCCAGCAAGCGGGCAGCGCUGAGCGCAGUACAGACCCUAGAGGAGGUGGUGGAGGCGCAGCGCGGGUCGGUGGAGCGCCUACAGGCGCUCAUUCCCCUGGUGGCGCCGUCCAUCCAGUCAGAGCAGGCAGCGCGCUUCUGUGCCAACGUGCCUGUCGAGUACCAGUCCCCCGUCACCCAGCGAUUCUGCUCCGAUAUCGCGCCGCCUUCUGACAACGCGCCACCCUCCGACUCUGCACCGCCUGCUACCGCACAGGACACCUGA
Closterium sp. Yama58-4 is the source of this 5199-nucleotide messenger RNA. Lineage: Eukaryota; Viridiplantae; Streptophyta; Zygnematophyceae; Desmidiales; Closteriaceae. The record is from the annotation of a GenBank genome assembly.